Solea senegalensis (Senegalese sole) is the source of this 1443-nucleotide messenger RNA. RefSeq lists its product as uncharacterized. The record is from RefSeq and is a predicted model, not a curated record. NCBI's taxonomy places the organism in Eukaryota, Metazoa, Chordata, Actinopteri, Pleuronectiformes, Soleidae. The transcript is spliced from 2 exons. The coding region runs from base 450 to 1178 and encodes 242 amino acids.
UCACAGGACAGUUCAGAGGGAGAGAGAGGGCGACGUCACAUUUUCUCACGAUGUCACAAGUUGACGUUAGUUAACGCAAAUUAUGCAAACUUGUGUCGUUCCAUCCCAGAACAUUAGAAGAUGAGACUCAACAACCAACCGUUGCUAUAGCAACCACGACAGCCUCAGAGUAAACUAAGGAAAAAGAAUCUGUGAUCGUAAUGUCCUAUAGUUAAAGAUGGACCUGAAGCCCAGGGAGUAACAGUUAUCCACCAGGGGGCGACAGGAACAUUCGUCAUGUUCACAUUUCUAACGCUAACCCUUCCUUUUGUAAAUGUGAACGACAAAGAGACUCAAACAGUGACAAAAAGAAGUGAUGUCAUGGAAAGAAGCAGCCAGGAAAUGACACUGUGACUCAGCGCUGAGUCACAGUAUCAUUUCCACUGAUGUCCUAAAAACAGACUGCAGACAUGUUUGUCUUCGUCUGUCUUCUCUUGGCCGGACUCGCCCGCCUCGUAUUCACUGACGAUAAGACAGUGACGGUGCUGCAGGAUGGAGACGCCACGCUGCUCUGUCCUCACGUGGCAGGAGACGCGUCGUGGAGUCGCCUCGUCAACGGGAACCACGUGACUCUCGCCUCCAUCGCUAACGGCCGCGUGGACGUCCGAGACGAGCGCUGUGGUCUGUCGACAGACAACACUCUGGUCGUCCGCGGCGUCCGGCGCUCGGACACCGGCUGGUUUUUCUGUAACAGGAAACAAGCGGCGUAUCUGGAGGUGACCACUGAUCCCAACAUGGCCGCCACCAACGCACCGGGGACCAACGGGAACGCAGCGGACGCAGUACGCUUUCCGUCAGACGUAUGGAAGGUCGUUGUGGGCGUGGCCAUCGGUGCUAUUCUGAUGCUGCUGGUCGUGUUGAUCCUGAGACUGUGGCCAGACUGGAGGGCGGGGACAAACCCCAGCAGGGGCGGAGCUCCAGCUGAGGUCAUCUACGAGGAGGUGGAGUACGGCGGCGUGCAGCCAGGGACUGAACCCGAAGUCCAGAGCCAGUAUUACAGCUCGAUCGUCACUGAGACGCCUGCGCUCGGCGACCUGUACAGCGUCGUGGUCAACAAGACGAGAACUACAGGUCGCCAUGGUGACGAGUGCGUGUACUCACUCACCCACAAUCCUUCACAGACAGGAAGCAGCCAAUGAGAGGUUGUCUAACGUCUGCACUCACAAGAACGCGUCCAAGCUUCUACAAAAACAUCGCUCCAUCACCAUGAACGCUGUCGCACCGUGCAUCGCCAACUUUACAGAGUCUGAGUGUGAAUGUGUGAAUGGAUGAAUGGAUGAAUGGAUGGCUGACAUAUGAUGUCCAUGUCCAUGUUAAACAGAAGUAACGAUCAUUUCUUUGUCUGUUAUAACUGCUAUUACUAUUACUGCUACUGCUAUUACUACUACUGCUGCUAUAACUACU